AAAAAAUGGGGGUGUUCUAAAACUUUUAACUAAUAGUGUAGAUUCAUUAAGUUUGUUUUAAACUACAUGAAAACUCCAGGGUCUAACAUAAAGCAUUUUCUCUCAUCAGAGUAUAAAGAGAUCAGACUGACUGAGGGCUGUGAGGGGAAUCUGGAGGUGUUCUAUAAUGGACCCUGGGGGAAUGUGUGUAACAAUGGGAUGGAUGUAGAAACAAUGGGUCUCAUCUGUCGGGAGCUGAACUGUGGAAGAUUUAAGACUGAGAGAGCUACCAAAGCACGAGUGGAAUCAGCUCCUUACUGGCUGGAUGAUGUAAAAUGUAGGAAACAUGACUCUACUCUGUUUCACUGUCCAUCUUCAUCCUGGAGUCAGAACAAUUGUGAUAGAAGCAGUGAGGUGACUCACAUUACCUGCUCCGGAGAGAAGAAACAGCUUGCAUUUGAAAACCUUCAAAAAUUCUUCUUAUUUCCAAACCAGGGUCAGUGCUCAAAUUACAUGCCUAUUAGGUUGAGAGGAGGAGAGGAAAUCUGUUCUGGGAGGUUGGAGGUGUAUCAUAAUGCUGAGUGGGGGUCUAUAUGUGCUGAUCUGUGGGACAUCAGGGAUGCUCAGGUGGUCUGCAGGCAGCUGGGUUGUGGGCCGGCGCUGAGUGCUAAUAGAAGAGCUGCUGAUGGUUCUGGUGGAGGAACUAUCUGGAUGAACAGAGUGAAGUGUAGAGGGGAUGAGAUUCACCUGUGGGACUGUCCUCAUUCCCUGAAGAUCCACACUGGCUGCUCCCACAGUGCUGGAGUCACCUGUGCAGACAUAUUUGUCACAUUACCUUUUUCAUCUGAAACAACUACAACUUACACCACAGUACCAGCACAGCUAACAGAGAAAAAGACAGUCCCUCCUUCAAAUAAUCCAUCAUCUAAUUUUCCAUACAUCUAUCCAGUGUCUCUCCUGGUUCUGGGAUCUGUGCUCUUCCUGGCCUUAGUGCUUCUGGUUGUGCUGUUUUAUCAGAACAGAGUGCUCAGGAGAGUGAUUUCUAAGGCGAGGAGGAAGACUCUGCUUGAGGCAGUCUAUGAAGAGAUUAACCAUAAAUGUGUCACUAACAGAUAUACUAAAAGAGGAAGUUUAAUCUCUGAAGAUCAGCAUUCAGGAUAUGAGGACGUAGAUGAGGAACUUCUCUCAGAAAACUAUGGCGAGGUCUAUGAUGAUAUCAUACCUGCUGAAGAGAGCCCACACAUUACAACAGGUUCUUGAGUCUUAUCUGGCUGAGUAGAGGUAAAGCUUGUUCUGCUGCUGAGUUGAGCAGUGUGUGUGCAAGAGAUGGACAUCCGAGUUCUACUCAUUUUUCUAUUGACCACUGUCACUCUCGUCACAUCUGGAUGUUGUUGGAAAGGCAGUGAAUGGUAUAAAUUCCUUUAUCCUCGAAGAACUUAACUACUUUCUCCACAUCGGGCCGGGGAUUGUCAUGCACCGUGAGAAACCACGGACUCACUGCGCCAGCGUAGGGUCUUACAAUGGGUUCAA
This is a messenger RNA of Astyanax mexicanus (Mexican tetra), 1509 nucleotides long. RefSeq names its product antigen WC1.1-like. Lineage: Eukaryota; Metazoa; Chordata; Actinopteri; Characiformes; Acestrorhamphidae. The coding region runs from base 67 to 1239 and encodes 390 amino acids. The record is from RefSeq and is a predicted model, not a curated record. Gene Ontology annotation, cellular component: membrane. The transcript has 10 exons.